This is a messenger RNA of Drosophila ananassae, 3295 nucleotides long. RefSeq names its product protein argonaute-2. The record is from RefSeq and is a predicted model, not a curated record. The transcript is spliced from 7 exons. Gene Ontology annotation, molecular function: RNA binding; protein binding. The coding region runs from base 130 to 3189 and encodes 1019 amino acids. Lineage: Eukaryota; Metazoa; Arthropoda; Insecta; Diptera; Drosophilidae.
UCACGACUAGAAAUACUCGAUAAAACGAUAAUUCGAUGCAAAUAAAAUACAUAUUUACGACGAACUAGACGCGUAUAUCAACUUCUGUCAAAAAAUCCAACUUUUUAUAUAUAAGAAAAUUCUUCAAAAAUGGGGAAAAAAAAUAAAUAUAAGGAUGACGGGAAGCCACAACAGCAGCAGCAGCAACAGCAGCAGCCACAGCAGCAACAGCAACAACCACAAGCUAGCUCCGGAGCCCCUGUUGGGCAACCACAGCGGCAGCAGGGUGGGGGUGGACAAGGGGCACAGCAGAGAAACCCGCUCCAGCAGCUUGAGCCUCAAGUGGGCCCCACUCCUUCUCAAGGACAACAGGGUCAGGGCGGAUGGUCCCGAGUACCAUCCCAACAGCCGGGACGCAGUCAGCAGCAGCAGUCCCAUGGCCAAGGAGGUCAGCAGCAGCAGCAGCAGUCUCAUGGCAAAGGAGGUCAGCAGCGUCAGCCGUAUCAGGGGCAAGGAGGUCAGCAGCGUCAGCCGUAUCAGGGGCAAGGUGGUCAGCAGCGUCAGCCGUAUCAGGGGCAAGGAGGUCAGCAGCGUUAUCAGCAAGGCUCGAGUGGUUUUCAAGGGGGGAACCAGCAGCGCCCACAACAAGGGCAACCAGGCACUCAACAACGCCCACAGCAGGGCCCUGGACCAAGUCAAGGUGGUUACAGGCAGCAGGGAUCCCAUCCGCAGCCGCAGAGAUCCCAGGGGGGGGCUGUAGCUCCGUCUCUUCCCGCAGGUAGUAUCAAGCGGGGAACUAUUGGCAGACCCGGCGAAGUAGCCGUAAAUUAUCUGGACAUAAAUAUGGAAAAAAUGCCUGCCACGGCGUACCAUUACGACGUUAAAAUAAUGCCCGAACGGCCCAAAAAGUUCUAUCGCCAGGCCUUCGAGCAAUACCGAGUGAACCAAUUGGGAGGUGCUAUUGCCGCGUAUGAUGGAAAGGCCAGUUGCUACUCAGUUGACAAGCUGAAGACAAACUCACAGAAUCCAGAAGUGACGGUUACUGAUCUUCACGGCCGCACUCUUCGCUAUACAGUGGAAAUAAAAGAGACUGGAGACACGGAAGUGAAUCUGAACUCGCUCAAGAGCUAUAUGACGGAGCGAAUCUUCGACAAGCCCAUGCGUGCCAUGCAGUGCCUGGAGGUGGUCUUGGCAUCCCCAUGCCACAACAAGGCCAUUCGGGCUGGCCGCUCGUUUUUCAAAAUGUCAGAACCAGGCCAGCGCCGCGAGCUUGAGGACGGAUACGAAGCUUUGGUGGGUCUCUAUCAGGCCUUCAUGCUGGGCGAUAAACCGUUUCUUAAUGUCGACAUAUCUCACAAAUCCUUUCCAAUUGCUAUGCCGGUUCUUGAGUACCUAGAGAGGUUUGGUCUGAAACAGAGAAUAAACGCCAGCACCAGUCUAGAUCAAUCUCGUCGCUUUAUUGAACCGUUCUUGAAGGGAAUUAAUAUAGUCUACACACCACCAACCUCUUUUGGGACUGCUUCGCGAGUCUAUAAAGUAAACGGACUUUCCGCAUACCCAUCUAAUAAGCAGACCUUUGUUUUGGAGGGAAAAACACUUACGGUUUCGGAUUAUUUCAAAUCGCGCAACUAUGUCUUGAAGUACCCUUCGCUUCAGUGCCUUCACGUCGGACCACCAGUGAAGAAUAUCUAUGUGCCCAUUGAGCUCUGUCAUAUUGAGGCAGGUCAAGCCCUAAACAGAAAAGAUGGUGCCACUCAAGUUGCUAAUAUGAUCAAGUUUGCGGCCACAUCGACGAAUGUACGUAAAGAGAAGAUCAUGCAUCUACUGGACUUCUUCAAGCACAACUUGGACCCAACCAUUAGUCGCUUCGGAAUUCGUAUCGCCAAUGAUUUCAUCGUGGUACACACACGAACCCUUAACGCGCCCCAAUUGGAGUAUAAAGAUAACAAAUGGGCCUCCCCAAGAAACGGAUCAUGGCGCAUGGAUAACAUGAAAUUCCUCGAGCCAAAAAAUAAGGCCCAUAAAUGGGCCGUACUUUAUUGCAACGGUGGGCGUCCAAUUCCGUUUAGCCAACUCUCUGAUUUUGAGAGACAGAUGUUGAACCAAAGCAAGUCAGUAAACGUGGUUCUAGAAGCUAAAGCUGAUAUACGACCAUUCAAGGAUGAUCGUGAUCUUGACCAAUGUUUUGUGGAUCUCAAGAAAAACCAAUGCGAUCUGGCUUUCGUCAUUAUUCCCAAUUACGGUGCCUCAUACGAAACCAUUAAGCAGAAGGCCGAAUUAAAGCACGGCAUUCUAACACAAUGCAUCAAACAAUUCACUUUUGAACGGAAGCUUAAUCCUCAAACGAUUGGCAACAUCUUAUUGAAGGUUAACUCCAAAUUGAAUGGCAUUAAUCACAAGCUAAAGGAAGAUACUCGACUGCCAGUGCCCAAAAACGCCAUGUUCCUUGGCGCCGAUGUGACCCACCCAUCACCCGAUCAGCGUGAAAUUCCCAGCGUAGUGGGCGUGGCCGCAUCUCACGAUCCUUACGGCGCUGCAUACAAUAUGCAAUAUAGAUUGCAGCGUGCAGCCCUUGAGGAGAUUGAAGACAUGGAGUCGAUCACGUUAGCGCAUUUGAGCGUUUAUAAAAAAUUCCGUGGAAAAUAUCCGGAACAUAUUAUCUAUUAUCGCGAUGGUGUAAGCGAUGGUCAGUUCCCUAAAAUCAAAAAUGAGGAGCUUAGGGGCAUUAAGGCGGCCUGCGCUAAAGUCGCCAUCAAUCCGAAGAUUUGUUGCGUGAUUGUGGUUAAGCGACACCACACCCGCUUCUUCCCGAAGGGUGAGCCAUCCCAAUACAAUAAAUUCAAUAACGUAGACCCUGGAACCGUGGUCGAUCGCACCAUCGUCCACCCCAACGAGAUGCAGUUCUUUAUGGUCAGCCAUCAGUCCAUUCAGGGAACGGCCAAGCCGACCCGCUACAAUGUCAUCGAAAACACUGGAAACCUGGACAUCGAUGUGAUCCAACAAAUGACUUACAAUCUGUGCCACAUGUUUCCACGCUGCAAUCGCUCUGUUUCGUACCCGGCUCCUGCUUACUUGGCUCAUUUGGUGGCUGCUCGUGGACGCGUCUAUCUUAAUGGGUCUAACAGGUUCGAGCCUAACUUAAAAAAAGAGUACGAAAAGCGUAAAAUUGUGGAAGUGUUUUUGAUGACCAAUCCCAUGUACUUCGUUUAAUCACCCAGCUUUGAAUGCGAUAUUUGGAAAAAUUAUCCAAAAUUAUAUGAUAUCCUGUUACACUUUUUUAAAAAUAAAAAUACAUAUGCUUCAUGCCUUACCCUUA